Molecule: messenger RNA, 2596 nt
Organism: Struthio camelus australis
Lineage: Eukaryota; Metazoa; Chordata; Aves; Struthioniformes; Struthionidae
Source: RefSeq, a predicted model, not a curated record
UUUAGUUACUUUCCUGCUUCUGAAAAUUUGAUAGAAUACAAGUGGCCACCAGAUGAAACAGGAGAAUAUUAUAUGCUUCAGGAACAAGUCAGUGAAUAUUUGGGUGUGACUUCUUUUAAAAGAAAAUAUCCAGAUUUAGAAAGGCGAGAUCUAUCUCACAAGGAGAAACUCUACCUCAGAGAACUAAAUGUUAUCACAGAGACUCAGUGCACAUUAGGUCUAACAGCUUUGCGUAGUGAUGAAGUAAUUGAUCUUAUGAUUAAGGAAUACCCUGCCAAACAUGCUGAGUAUUCUGUUAUACUGCAAGAGAAAGAACGUCAGCGAAUAACAGACCAUUAUAAAGAAUACUCUCAAAUGCAGCAGCAGAAUACACAGAAAGUAGAAGCUAGUAAAGUUCCAGAAUAUAUAAAAAAAGCUGCCAAGAAAGCUGCAGAAUUCAACAGUAAUUUAAACCGGGAACGAAUGGAAGAAAGAAGAGCCUAUUUUGACUUACAGACACAUAUUAUCCAGGUGCCUCAAGGAAAAUACAAAAUCUUACCUACAGAGAGAACAAAGGUUAGUCCCUAUCCAGUGGCUCUCAUACCCGGCCAGUUCCAGGAGUACUACAAAAGAUACUCUCCAGAUGAGCUUCGUUACUUGCCGUUGAACACAGCUCUUUAUGAACCCCCUUUGGAUCCAGAGCUGCCUGCGUUAGACAGUGAUGGAGACUCAGAUGAUGCAGAGGAAGGUCGAGGUGAUGAAAAACGGAAAACCAAAGGCAAUUCGCCAAAGGUCAGUCCAAAUGCUAUAUGUGGAAUUUGUCUGAAGGGUAAGGAGUCCAACAAGAAAGGAAAAGCUGAAGCACUUAUACAUUGCUCCCAGUGUGACAACAGUGGCCACCCUUCUUGCCUUGAUAUGACCCCGGAACUUGUUGCUAUGAUUAAGACUUACCCUUGGCAGUGCAUGGAGUGUAAAACAUGCAUUAUAUGUGGGCAGCCUCACCACGAAGAGGAAAUGAUGUUCUGUGAUGUAUGUGACCGUGGUUAUCACACAUUUUGUGUGGGACUUGAUGCAAUCCCCUCAGGUAAUAAAGCAAGAGUUAAUUGUUCCCUUCCCACCUACUUUGGGUCCUGGGGUUUCUCUGUCAGAAUUAAUAUAUCUAUUGCUUAUGAAAGAAUAGUUUAAAAUAGCCUGAAGGGUAGGAAUAAGCAUAUCCACGCUGCAGGACCUGAAUUUUUAAAUAAGCUUUAUUUCUGUGUAUUUGAUUGUUUACAGUUUAACCUGGCAAUUCCUAGGAAUUAGGAAGUAUAAUUGGCUUUUACAGCAGACUCCAAGCAGACUCGCACAGAACUUUAUUUUUUGUUAUAUUUCCAAAGAGCACUGAGAAUAAUUACUUCUGUUCAUAAAAGAAACCUGUAAAGAGGCUGCAUUGCUGCAUAUUGCUGGAGUAUAGCUUUCACAUUAAAAUGUUUGUGCUAUUAUUUCAGUUUCUAAAUUUAAAAAUAUGUUCAAUUUAAUAUUUGUAAACACCUUUUUAAACUCUUUCCUUUCCCCAUUUUUUAAACAUCAAAGCUGGAAGUAAAGUGCCUAGAUGUCAGGCAGCCUGUACCUUUAAGUUACCUAGUCACUCCUAUCACCUGGCCAACUCAAAGCAGUGUAAAGAAAGCUCCAGAGAGACCUAAAUAACUGGUAAACUUCUCAGUUUUUGUGUAAUAUUAAAUCCAUGGUAUGCAGUAAGUUCAUGAAUAUAUAAGUGCUCAGUGGCUGCAAGUUCCAUGAUGACAGUAUUCCCUACAACUACAGUAUUUCAAAUAUGAACAAAUUCCUGUUGUAGUCUCCCUUUGUUUAGAGGUAUCCAAACCAGCUGUCACUUCAGUACAGGUUCUGUGGCUGAUUUAACUUUCAGGCUGACCUAAGGACAGAAACUAAAAACAAUAGAUUAUGUUCCUACCAAACUAUGAAAUUAGCAAAGCAAUUUUUAUGAUUCCAGCUGUUGUAAUAUAAAGAGUUAAUGUAAGAGGUCUGGUGACAAACCCCUGCUAGCAGUUUCAUCUGCGCUGCCUGACUGCACUGAAAUAACUGAUACUGAUUUGGGGAACGGGACCUAGUACUCUGUGGUAGAAGAAUGGCAGUAUUCUCCAGCUGCCAUUCAUUUCUGCUCCAAGUAAUUGCCCGUAACUUUGAAUUGUGGUCAUUUGUAUGAAAAUAUAAUUUGCAACCUCAAACAUAAUUUGUCAAGUUCCUUCUUUCCUAUAAUCACCUCCUUAACAGUGCUAGCUCUUAUUUCUUGUGGUCCAUAAACACGUGUAGCCAAUUGUUACAUGCAGUGAGUCUGCAAGGAAGCGUAAAUUUUUUACGCUAUUUUCUAUACCUUUUACAAAAGAUGCUUACAUCUUAAAGACAAACACUUAUUUACAUUAAGGGAACUACUACAAAUAGAUUAGCACCUAUGAAAACGGUGAAAGGUGCAUGACUAGGAGCGACUAUCAAAGGUAGUUUCCCAAUAAUUGAUAACUUUCUUUUCUUAGGUCGCUGGAUUUGUGAUUGUUGUCAGAAAGACCCUCCCAUACCCAGAAGAGGAGGAAGAAGGGGGAGGACUCGCAAGGAGGGAUAACAA